AUCGCGCAGUAGUCGAUCAGCUGGCGGCGAUGAGCGACACCGCGAAAUGCAUUCGCUGUGCCCCCGGCUCAUUUUGUGAGAUUUCCACUCCGCCGCCCUCCGAUCCCCCCGCCGGAGAAUCGCCAAAUGCCAGCUGGUGAGCUGGUUAGUUGCCGCCUGGAAGACAGCCGCAAUGUAUCGCAACGUGCUCUGCCUGGCACUGGGCCUCAUCAUCGGCAUCCGGCUGACGGAUUUCUUCAAGUAUCUGCAGCUGACGGAAACGCACUUUGGCAGCACGGCGAUAACGCAGCUCGAGGAUGAGGCCACGCCCCAGCAGCCGACGGAGGAGCAGCUGGCCCGCUGGCUCUACAACGAGACGCGGGUGCUCUGCAUGGUGCUGACCAUGCCGAAGAACCACCAGACGCGGGUCAAGAGGGUGAAGGCCACGUGGGGCAGGCGCUGCAACAAGCUGGUCUUCAUCAGCAGCCAAGAGGACCGCGAGCUGGGCGCCAUCGAUGUGGGCGUUCCCGAGGACCGAGACAACCUGUACCUCAAGAUGAGGAAGGCCCUGGAGUAUGUGUACCAGAACUAUGUAGAGGACUACGACUGGUUCCUCAAGGCGGACGACGACACCUUUGUGAUAAUGGAAAACCUGCGGUUCCUGCUCUACCCCUACGAUCCCGAGGCAGCCCUCUACUUCGGCCACAGGUUCCGCACUUCCUAUCCACAAGGCUACAUGUCCGGUGGAGCUGGCUACGUGAUGAGUCGGGAUGCACUGCGGCGGCUCAACCUGUUUGCCUUCAACAACAGCCAGUUCUGCCCGCUUAACACCUUGUCAGAGGACAGGCAGCUUGGCUUCUGUCUGCAGAAUGUGGGCGUCGUGGCUGGGGACUCCCGUGAUGAGGAGGGUCGGGAGCGAUUUCUGCCUCUGUCCCUCAAAUUUAUGCUGCCCAAUUUCCCCACCACCAACUGGCUUAUCAAACUGACCUUUUAUGAGCCAGCCAAUGAAACUGGUUCGACCUCGGGGAUUAGCUUCCACUAUGUCAAGAACCACGAGUUUGAAAUGUAUGAGUUUUUGCUUUAUCGACUGCGUGUUUUUGGAACUCCCCUAACCCAGAGAUCGCUCCCACCCAGAUUGGAUCCUCAGCAACUGCAGAACCAGCUUUAUCACUGGUCCCACGAAAACAGCACCAAUCCGAACCCCUGGCUUAACCACGACUAACAGAAUCUUCCUCCACAUGAGUGGGAGACAUUUGAGACUCAUUCUAUCUGUAAACACAUAGUCGAGAAGAAAUAGUUAUAGUAUUUGGUAAAAUAGAGCGCGAGCUUAAUUUUAAUAGCCAUAUUUUAUUAAUUUAAUUUGCUUAUAGCUUCUUAAACUUUGUGCGACUGACUUUAUUCCUUAUCUCACUGCUGUUUUUGCUGUGCUGGUUGUUUGCUAAACACUUUAUUAGUUAUAAAUAAAAUAUAUAAGAUGCAUUUUGAAGAAAGCAGU
Molecule: messenger RNA, 1474 nt
Organism: Drosophila biarmipes
Lineage: Eukaryota; Metazoa; Arthropoda; Insecta; Diptera; Drosophilidae
Product: glycoprotein-N-acetylgalactosamine 3-beta-galactosyltransferase 1
Exons: 3
Coding region: 173-1201 (342 amino acids)
Cellular component (GO): membrane
Molecular function (GO): N-acetylgalactosaminide beta-1,3-galactosyltransferase activity
Source: RefSeq, a predicted model, not a curated record